Molecule: messenger RNA, 1308 nt
Organism: Candida albicans SC5314
Lineage: Eukaryota; Fungi; Ascomycota; Pichiomycetes; Serinales; Debaryomycetaceae
Gene: NAP1
Product: histone chaperone
Exons: 1
Coding region: 1-1308 (435 amino acids)
Biological process (GO): nucleosome assembly
Cellular component (GO): chromatin; nucleus
Molecular function (GO): chromatin binding; histone binding
Source: RefSeq, a predicted model, not a curated record
AUGACUGAACAACCAAUCAACACCAAAAAGAAGAAUGGGGAUAUUUCUAAAGCCCCUACGCCACAGAACACUCCUGCUAGUGUCACCAACUCCUAUAUGAGAUCCAAACCACCGACGGUGUCCACCAUUCAAGAAUCAAACAAUGAAGAUGGUACUGGUGCUGCUGCUGCUGCUGGAGGUUUAGCAAAUAAUCCAGUAUUAUUAAGUAUGAUUCAAGGUAAAUUAGGAGAUUUAGUUGGUAAACAAUCUGGAUAUAUUGAUAAUUUAUCUAAACCAGUCAAGAAUCGUGUUUAUGGAUUGAAAUCAUUACAAUUAAAUCAAAUGAAAUUGGAAGCACAAUUUCAAAAAGAAUUAUUGGAAUUGGAAAAGAAAUUUUUCGCCAAAUAUCAACCAUUAUAUGUUAAAAGAAAACAAAUCAUUAAUGGUGAAUUGGAACCAACUGUUGAAGAGAUUGAAGAAGGUCAACAAUUAGAAGAAGAAGAAAAGGGAAUAGAUAAAGAAGAUGGGGAAGAAGAAGAAGAGGAGGAAGAAGAUGAUGAAGAAGAAGAUGAACAAGGUAUUCCAGGAUUUUGGUUGACUGCUUUAGAAAAUUUAUCUACAGUAUCUGAAACCAUUACUGAUAGAGAUUCUGAAGUCUUGUCUAAUUUAAUUGAUAUUAGAAUGGAAUAUUUAUCAACACCUGGAUUCCAAUUAAUUUUUGAAUUCAAACCAAAUGAUUUUUUUGAAAAUCAAACUUUGACUAAAACUUAUCAUUAUCAAGCUGAAUUAGGUUACAGUGGAGAUUUUGUAUAUGAUCAUGCUGAUGGUUGUGAAAUUCGUUGGAAACUGAAAGAAAACAAUGUCACUAUAACCAUUGAAAGAAGAAAACAAAGAAAUAAAACUACAAAGCAAACUAGAACCAUUGAAAAAUUGACACCAACUGAAUCAUUUUUCAAUUUCUUUGAUCCUCCAAAACCUCCAAAGAUUAAAUCUGAAGAUGAUGACAAUGAUGAUAAAUUACAAGAUAAAGAAGAGGCUAACGACGAUGAUGAAGGGGAAGAAGGUGAUGAAGAAGAUGAAGAAUUAGAAGCCAGAUUGGAAUUGGAUUACCAAUUGGGUGAAGAAAUUAAAGAUAGGUUGAUUCCUCGUGCUAUUGAUUGGUUUACUGGUGAUGCAGUUGAUUUUGAUUAUCCGGAACUUGAAGGUGAAGGUGAUGAAGAUGAAUAUAGUGAUGAAGAUGGUGAAGGUGAUAGUGAUGAUGAUGAUGAUGACGAUGAUGAAGCUGCUGGUAGUCAAAAGCAACCACCACCAGAAUGUAAACAACAGUAA